AUGACCGAGGAAGUUCACGGGAAGUUUCUUGAGUUUCUUGAAAAUACGCCUAAAGUAAGGCAUCAGGCUGAGCAAGCAAUAUACACCAACGAGCAUGUGCUUAAUAUUGACCUUCAGGAUGUCAAUGCAUACUCAGUGGAUUUGUAUGUAGACCUAUUGAGAAACUUUGCACGCGACGUGGAUAAAAUCAACAAGAGUACAGAAGUAUUUACCAAGAAGUUAUUUUCUAGUGCACUGGAGUAUACAUCUUUUUACAACAGUCAUGUUGUUUAUAAGAUCAGACAGCUCAAGAGCGAACGAUUGGGUCAACUUAUAAGCUUCAGUGGAACUGUUACAAGGACGACACAAGUACGGCCUGAGCUGAUCAGCGGGUCGUUUUCAUGCAAGAUAUGUAAUAGUGUUAUUGGAGAUGUUGCACAGGAGUUCAAAUACACAGAGCCUUUGACAUGCCCGAAUCAUCUAUGUACAAAUAGGAAGCAGUGGACGUUGGAUAUGAACAAAAGCAAAUUCAGUAACUGGCAAAGAGUGCAUGUUCAGGAAAACACAGAGGAGAUUCCUGCUGGGUCGUUGCCAAGGAGCAUGGACGUGAUAGUGAGGAAUGAACUUGUUGAGAAGAUUAGGGCAGGAGACAAAAUUGUGAUGACUGGGUAUUUGAUAGUUGUUCCUGACAUUAUUCAAUUGAUGAUGCCGCAAAGCAAAGUAGUUCCUAUGCAGGAAGGAGAGGGCGGCGAAGCAAAGAAGAAGCGGAACAUCAACAUUAAGGACCUGAAUCAUAAGAUGGUUUUUAUGUGCAUCCAUGCAGAUUGCAAAAGCACUGAGGAGGAGUUUACAAAUGAGGAGCUUGCAAUAAUCAAUGAGAUGAAGGCAUCAUCUGAUCUGUAUUAUAAACUGAGUCAAAGCAUGUUUCCGUCGAUUCAUGGGCAUUAUUCAAUUAAGAAUGCGAUUUUAUUAAUGCUUGUUGGCGGAGUUGGAAAGAAAGCAGAAGGUGGAGCUAACCUUAGAGGAGACAUAAAUGUGCUGCUUGUUGGAGAUCCUGGGACAGCAAAGUCGCAGUUUCUGAAACAAACAAGUGCUUUUCUGCCUAGAAGUGUGUACACGUCUGGAAAGAGUAGUAGUGCAGCAGGACUUACAGCAAGUGUAGUGAAGGAUGGUGAGACCGGAGAGUUUACGAUUGAUGCAGGAGCAUUAAUGCUGAGCGACACUGGAGUGUGCUGUAUUGACGAGUUUGACAAGAUGAACUUCAAGGAUCAGGUGAGCAUCCACGAGGCGAUGGAGCAGCAAACAAUAACGAUAUCGAAGGCAGGCAUCAAUGCAACAUUAAAUGCAAGGAGCAGCAUUCUUGCAGCAGCGAAUCCUAUAAAAGGCCGGUACGACAAGAAGAAGACGUUGAGGCAAAACAUCAACUUGAGUGCACCUGUGAUGUCAAGGUUUGACCUGUACUUUGUAUUGAUUGACGAUGUGAAUCUAGAAAACGACAAGAAUGUUGCAAUGCAUGUGUUGAACAAUCAUGCAUCACUGAGUGAGACUGGGAGAAUAAGCAGCUAUUUCACACCUGAACAAGUGAAACUGUAUCUGAGGCAUGCCAGAGGAAGAAAGCCAAGGAUGACUGAUGAAGCAAAGGAUUUACUAAUAAAGAAGUAUGUUGAGAUACGACAGGAUAGCUUGGUCAAUAGCAGCAACUAUAUGAUGACUGCAAGACAUCUGGAAAGCCUUAUUAGGUUGAGUGAAGCGCUUGCAAAGAUUCAUGAUGUUGAGCUUGUUACUAGAGAAUAUGUUGAGGAAGCACACAGAUUAAUGAAAAGCAGUGUGAUUGAGGUAAAAGGAGAAGACAUAGAAGUGAUAGCAAAGACAGACGAUCACCCAGGCUUUGUUGUGAAUCACAAGGAUUAUGUGCGAAUAACAAGUUCGCUUAUAUACCUGAUUAAGACCAGGGAUCCGAUGGAGAGGCAUGAGCUUCUGGAGUCAUUUAUGGCAGAAAGUGAGCCAUAUAUUGAAAGUGAAAGAGCGUUUCUGGAUGAGCAUGUCAAGGCCGAAAAUGUGUUGUCGUUUUUGAUUGCAAAAGAGGGUGUUCUGUUUGUAUGUGAUGGAAAGAUUCAUGUGCACCCAAACUACGAUAUUUAG
Messenger RNA from Ordospora colligata OC4, 2121 nucleotides. Its product is annotated as minichromosome maintenance protein. The record is from RefSeq and is a predicted model, not a curated record. The transcript has a single exon. Lineage: Eukaryota; Fungi; Microsporidia; Ordosporidae. Gene Ontology annotation, biological process: DNA replication initiation; mitotic DNA replication; double-strand break repair via break-induced replication. Gene Ontology annotation, cellular component: nucleus; MCM complex. Bases 1 to 2121 code for a protein of 706 amino acids. Gene Ontology annotation, molecular function: single-stranded 3'-5' DNA helicase activity; single-stranded DNA binding; ATP binding.